AUGCCGCUGCUUACCUCCUUGGCCUUUGCGCCUGUCCUCCUCAAGACCGGAGGGGCAACACUGGUAGCAACAGGCGGUAGUACAUCUUUAGCUGCAACAACAACUGCAGCAGCAGCAGGAGGAGGAGCAGCAGCAGCAGGAGGGAAGGUCCUUGGUAUAGCUAUGUUAACAAAAGGUGUAUCUAGUGCAGCAAAGAGCGGUGCCUUCACCAAAGUUGGCGGCAGCAGCGCAGCAGCAGCAGGACAUGCAUUCCUUUCUACAAGUCAUUCAGCAGGAGCAGGUGCUGCUGCUGCAGCACCAGCUGCUGCAGUACCAGCUGGUGCAGUACCAUCAGCAACAGCAGCAGGAGCAGGAGCAGCAACAGCUGCCCCAGUGUCAUCAACAACCCUUGCUGCAGCAGGUUCAGCAGCAGCAACAGCAGCAGCAGCCCCAUUAAUAAUGGCGGCUGCCCCUGGUUCAGAUGCCGCAGUUGGUGCAGCAACAGGAGCAAUACCUGCAGCAACAGCAACAGCAGCAGCAGGUGCAGCAGGUGCAGCAGCAGGAGGAGGAGGAGGAGGAAUUGCUGCAGCAGCAGCAAACCAUGCAAAACAUUUUACUAUGAUAGCAACAGUAGUAGGUAUAAUGGCAUUAAGAGCAAUAAUAAAUAAAUAUUGGUUAUCUUCCCCUUCUUCUUCCUCCUCUUCCUCUUCCUCCUCUUCUUCUUCCUCCUCCUCUCCUUUUUCUUUUAUUAAUAAUAAAAAAAAUAAAUUAAUAAGAAGAGUAACUAGAUGGUCUAAGGAAGAACAAAUACAAGUAGAGGUAGAGGUCGAAGAAUUUGGCCAAAUUCCUCAGCUACCUUUUAAGGAUGAGGGAGGCAGCAGCAGCAGCAGCAGCAGCAGCAGCAGCAGCAAUAAUAAUAAUAAUAAUAAUAAUAAUAAUAAUGUUGUUAUUGUUGAGGCGGGUACAGGUGCUGCUGCUGGUGAGGGAGAUGCUGCUGCUGGUGGUGCUGCUGCAUCUGCAGCAGCAGCAGCAGCAGCAGAAGCAGCAGAAGGACGCAGCAAAGUAUCUGCUGCAGCAAGAACAGAUGCAGGACUAACAGAUAUAGAGACAACAGCAUCUACACAAGAAACAAGAACAAGAAAAAUAACUUAUAUAAGAAGAACAAGAGGAAAAUUACAUAGAUUCCUCUAA
Molecule: messenger RNA, 1170 nt
Organism: Eimeria maxima
Lineage: Eukaryota; Apicomplexa; Conoidasida; Eucoccidiorida; Eimeriidae
Exons: 1
Coding region: 1-1170 (389 amino acids)
Source: RefSeq, a predicted model, not a curated record